This is a messenger RNA of Drosophila ananassae, 3511 nucleotides long. Its product is annotated as transcription factor GAGA. Gene Ontology annotation, biological process: regulation of transcription by RNA polymerase II. Lineage: Eukaryota; Metazoa; Arthropoda; Insecta; Diptera; Drosophilidae. The record is from RefSeq and is a predicted model, not a curated record. The transcript has 6 exons. Bases 34 to 1827 code for a protein of 597 amino acids. Gene Ontology annotation, molecular function: protein binding. Gene Ontology annotation, cellular component: nucleus.
CAACAACUGCUGGACUUGGACGCGACUGCCCUAAUGUCGCUGCCCAUGAACUCGCUGUAUUCCCUCACCUGGGGUGAUUACGGCACCAGUCUCGUGUCGGCGAUCCAGUUGUUGCGCUGCCAUGGCGACCUCGUCGAUUGCACGCUGGCCGCCGGCGGGCGUAGUUUUCCCGCCCACAAGAUAGUCCUCUGUGCCGCCUCGCCAUUCCUACUGGACUUGCUGAAGAACACCCCAUGCAAGCACCCAGUAGUGAUGUUGGCCGGAGUGAAUGCCAACGAUCUGGAGGCGCUGCUGGAGUUCGUCUACCGCGGUGAGGUGAGCGUUGACCACGCUCAGUUGCCCUCGCUGCUGCAGGCCGCCCAGUGUCUGAACAUCCAGGGACUGGCGCCGCAGACGGUGACGAAGGACGACUACACCACGCACUCGAUACAACUACAGCACAUGAUACCGCAACACCAUGACCAGGACCAACUAAUUGCCACAAUUGCCACGGCCCCACAGCAGACGGUGCACGCUCAGGUGGUGGAGGACAUCCAUCAUCAGGGCCAGAUCCUUCAGGCCACGACCCAGACCAAUGCAGCCGGACAACAGCAAACGAUUGUGACCACGGACGCGGCGAAACAUGACCAGGCAGUGAUUCAGGCUUUCCUACCGGCACGCAAGCGCAAGCCACGUGUUAACAAGAAAUCACCUACGGCUUCGAAAAUCAGCAAAGUUGACGGAAUGGAUACGAUUAUGGGCACACCGACAUCUUCACACGGAUCGGGACAGGUUCUGGGCGAGAACGGGGCCGAGGGACAACUACUGACCUCCACACCGAUCAUCAAGAGCGAAGGACAGAAAGUGGAGACGAUUGUGACCAUGGACCCCAACAAUAUGAUACCGGUAACGUCGGCCAAUGCGGCAACUGGCGAGAUAACAACGGCGCAAGGAAGCACAAGCUCUGGCGGCAAUACGAGCGGCGUUUCAUCCACUCCGAAGGCCAAACGAACCAAACAUCCGCCCGGAACAGACAAGCCACGAUCGCGAUCACAAUCGGAACAACCUGCUACUUGCCCCAUAUGCUAUGCUGUCAUCCGUCAAUCGAGGAAUCUGCGGCGCCAUCUCGAGCUGCGGCACUUUGCCAAACCAGGCGUUAAAAAGGAGAAGAAAAGUAAGUCCGGUAACGAUACUACACUAGACACCAGCGCGGAGAUGAAUACCACGGCUGAGGGCGACACUACAGUGAGCGAAACGGGAACUGGAUCGCAAGCGGGCACAACGCCAACGAGAGUAAUAUCCACCAGUGGUAAGAAAACUGGCAGCAGCACCAGCGGCUCUGGAUCAGGUGGCAGCGGACUAAGCUCCAGCGGCGGUGUGCCCCAGGUGCAGGCCGUGCAAUCGCUGCACACGUUGCAAGGUGUCCAGGUGAAGAAGGAUCCCGACGGGCAGCAACAAGCCCAGCAACAGCAGCAGCAACAGCAGCAGCAGGCAAUGGCAACAGCAACAUCUGGACAGGUUCAGCAGCAACAGGUGCAGCAGGUGCAACAAGUGCAACAACAGCAGCAGCAGCAGUUGCAACAUCACCAAAUCAUAGACUCCUCUGGCAACAUAACAACGGCAACGACGAGCGCCCAGGCGGCGGCUGCCGCUCAGCAACAGGCCGGCGGACAGCAGCAACAGCUGGUGGCACAGGCCGGUGAUGGGAGCGAGAGUGGAGGACCGCUGUCCAUUGCCCAGGUUCAGACCCUGCAGGGCCAUCAGAUCAUAAGCAAUUUGAAUCAGGGCAACAAUAAGAACAUUUUGGUAAAGAAGGUUUUCAUUUUGAAAGGCGGUAAUAAUACGUAAUGAUGAGCCAACGAUAUGACCAGCGGCCCUGGAGGAGGAGGAGGAGGAGGGAGCGGGCAGCCGGCGCACCAACAGCAGCAGCAACAUAGCAACACCAGCAACAACAACAACAACAGCAGCAGCAGCAACAUCAACAGCAACAACGGUGCAACAGCAACAGCAACAGUGAGCAGCAGCAGCAACAACAGUAGGAGCAACACACCGUCAUCCGUUGGAACGGGAGCCACAUCCACGCUCCAGCGUCGCAUCCUGCGAGGCCACGCCGCCCAAACAACCAGCGGCGAGCGUGUCCUGCUCAUCAACUACGUGCCACAGACGGGAACUGGAUCUGGAUCGGGAGCAACUACCGCCACCACAUCCACAUCCACCCAGAGCGGCACGUCCCAAAUGCCCACCCGUAAGAUACUCCAGGCCAGAGCCUCGGCAGCAGCAGCAGCAGCCGCAGCGGCAGCUGGGGGUGACACCUCGCCACCACCGGCCACACCGCCGGCCGUCUCAUUUGCUGGCCUCGGCUCCGAGGUGACCGUCACCCUGACACGCACCAAUCAGCGUGCCAGCGUGACGAGUGUCACAGCCGCCGGUCAUAUUGUAAGGAAUCAGCAAGCCACAUAUUCAGCCAACACAGCAUCGUCGUCGACCAGCUCGACAGCGAUCCAUGAGCAUAUAGCCACGCCAACAACGCCACCGCCUCUGGUGUUCACCCAUCAUCCGCACCACCAUCAGCAGCAGCAAUCCCAGCAACACCAGCAGCAUCAUGACUACCAUCAGGAUCACCAGCUGCUGGGUCAGGAGCACAUUAUCAUCGAUCACCAUCAGCAGUCGGAGGAUGAUCAGUUGAUUGAGUACGAUGAUAGCGGGGGAAUGGAGGAGCAGCAUCAUCAAUUGCAACUGCAGGAGGAACUGCACGAUUCCCAGCAGCAGGAUCAUCAUGACGUUGUCCAGGAGGUGUAUCUCCAGUAAGAGAGAUCUAGGAUAGGCUUUUAGUGAAAUAAGUUUUUAGCCAUUUUAUAAAUAACUGAAGGGGGGUUACCAAUAGAUGUGUUUUUAAAGCUUUAAAUUGGCUUUUAAAAUUUUUAACGAAUUUUAUUCAAAACCACUUAGUUAUGUAUUUCAAUUCCACAUUUUUGAAACCCAUCGCUUCAGAUCAUGUAGAUAAAAAUACGCAUAUUUAAUCCAAAAAAGUAACACUAAAAUAGGUCUCUAAGGAUGAUAUUGUAUAUAAAUUUUGGGACAAGUGAGGAGGAAUAUCGGUCUAAAAAUACAUACACAUUGAAGAUAAAAUUCAAUUACCUAGUUAAUAACGUAUACAGAUUAUUUUUGUACUAUACAAGAUAUCCUUGAAAUGUGAAUUUUGGUUCGGAACUUACACUUACACUGCACUCUAAUAGCUAACCAUUGAAGAUCCAAAAGUUAUGGCCAGUUGCAGAUCGAGUGGGAUAUCAUCCAAAAGCGUAAUCAAAUGUAAAGUAUAUCGACUUCAAUUUAGAAAGAAACAAAUUUCGCACAUAAUGCAUACAUAUUUAAGAAUUACAUUCUGAUUGUUUGAUUGAGAGAACUGUUGAUGCGAAAAGGCCCCAGGAAUUCAUUGACCCAUUUGGGUCAAGUCUAUAGGAAGAACGUAGUUAUGUAACCCAGGGUUUGGGGCCAAGGCAAUAAAGCAAGCCGGUUUGUGUACUGAAAUUAA